UGUUGCUGCUGCUUCUGGUCUGUCUGUCUGUCGUCUUUCUCCAGACACAAGCUCCCUCCACCCCCCUCUCCUUCAUCUUUUUUCUUCUCCCCUCUUCUUUUUUCUCCACCCUCUCUUAUUUUCUGUAUAUUCUCUAUCUCCCAUUGAGGCUUUGCUCCUCUUAUCUUGGGUUUCUUUUCCCUCUUUCCCUACCUUUGUCGUCUCUCCCCCGCUUCUCCCUCCAUCUCCACCACCCGUCCUACUCUGUCCACAACCAUCCCGACUUGUUGGUGCAGGCGGUGUGCUGUGGCUUCGUGCCUCCCCAUUCUUCUUCUUCUUCCUUUUUUUUCCACUACAGCUUUGCGUCGUGCGAAGUUCCACGACGCGAGUUUGCUCUUGAUUGACGAUUGAGCUCGAUGUCUUCCACCGUCAACUCCAUCCCGGCUGCCAAUAGCGCAUCUGGCAAUGCCGUUAACGCGCCCGCGCAGAACCAGGGUAAUAGGCCCUCGCUGAGACCCAGCACUAACUCCAAGGCGUCCGAUGGCGGCCGUCGCCAGUCUGGCAGCCCUGUCGAUGGCGGACAGAGGCGCAGCAACUCUCAAAAGGCUUGGUCCCAAGGCACAAACCCCAUCACCCAAAGAGCGUCCUACUCGCAGCAAAACGGAAAUAUGAAGCAAUCCUCAUCUCCCAAACCGGCUUCGAAAGAAUCCAACACCCCUGAUAACCAUGCGCACGAUCGUCUCGUUUUCCUUCUCACUAGCUUUAUUGGUCUUACCGCUAUCAUAACCACGAAAAAUGGAGAAAGCUUCACUGGAAUUUUCUCUUCCUCGUCUCUCGAACCCAGUGACUCGUCAUUUUUGCUCAAGAUGGUUCAACGUGCCUCCAAACAGGACCCACAACGAACAAACGGUGUUAGCGAUGUUGCCAGUCCCUUCCUCGGGUCGGCUCCAGAGCACAGCAUGGCCUUUGAUGUUAAGGAUAUAGUGGAUAUUGCUGUAGCAAACGUUUCCACAGCGGAUGUAACAGCCAAGACAGCCAAUGGUGCUGCUAGUGGCUUCAGGACAGACGUCGACAUUUCUGGAAAUCUUGCGAUUCGCGAGCGCACUCUGAAGCGCUGGGAACCAGCCGCCGAGGAUGAAGUGGACAUGUCUCUUGAGAGCACGGACAGCUCCACGGCGAUGGGCUGGGAUCAAUUCGAAACCAACACACGGCUCUUUGGUGCCGUCAGUAGCUACGACGAAAACCUCUAUACUACCCGGAUUGACCGUUCGGAUCCUACCUACAAGAGAAAGGAGGCAGAAGCUGCCCGUAUUGCCCAGGAAAUUGAGGGCACCGAUGUGGUCAACUCGCACAUGAGGGAGGAGAGAGGCCUGGCACCAAUUGAUGCUGGUGGCCAUGAUGAAGAGGACAAAUAUAGCGGGGUCCGUCGUGAUGAGAAGGAUUUUCCGCCUCUAGUUUCUGGGCAGCCAAACAAAUACACACCCCCAGCGCGCAGACAACCUGCUGCUCAACCUGCGCCCGCGCCCGCCAGCACUCUGAAACAGCCCGCAACAGCCGACCCAGCUUCAGCACCUGUCCCUUCGACGGAGACACCCCCCACCCAAGCCUCGCAAGAGAAGGAGUCAACUCCGGCCGCUAAAUCCGCCGCUGAUGCAGAGCAGAAACCGGCUGCAGGAAAGGCUGCACCGUCGAUUGCUUCGGCCCCGAAACCGACUGCCGAGAAUGCCACCUCCAAUGUAGAAGCCAAACUUCUGGGCCACUUCCGCGAAUUUGCUAAUAGUGAGAAGAUGAAAGUGCAGGAACGUCGGCGUAACCAGGCUUCCUAUGAUCGAACGCUCAAAUUGAAUGAGUUGAUGAAAUUCUCAAAGAACUUCAAGCUUGCCACGCCGGUGCCGAAGGAUCUGGUCCCUAUUCUCGCCAAAGACCGUAACAAGCAGGAAAAGAUCAUCCAGAGAGCCCAGCAACAAACAGAUGAGAAGGUGGAUUCCAAAGCUACACCAGUGACUGCUGAGCAGAAACCAGCACCUCACGCCCCCGGCCAAAGUGGAACAAUGCCGCCACCGGCACAGUCUGAUCGUCCAACUCAACCCCGUGGUCGCCCGAUGUAUCCACCCACUGGUCCGCACGCUGGACCAGGUGGACGACUUCCGCACCAGACGAUGCAUCCCGGUCGCCCAGGCACUGGCAUGCUCAGUCACCGCCUCGCAGACAAUUUGCAGCAGCGUAAAGGGGCUGCCAUGGGACCGGUUCCAUCGCCCUUGCCCAUUCACGAUGGUCGAAUUCCCCCCACUGGCCCCGCUGGUGACCAGUCUGGUGUGACUAGCCCAAGCAAGACACAGACGCCUUCUUCAGCUGCAUCCACCAAGUUCAACGUCAGGGCUAUGGAAUUCAAGCCCAACCCAGCCGCGAGCACGUUUACCCCUGGCGGUGCAUCGGGUGCUUCGUCCAGCCCUCAACCAUUCUUCAGAGGCCGAUCCAUCUCCCGUGCUACCAGCCCAUCCGCCUUUUUCGGUGCGAAGAAGCCACGGCCUAUUGCUGAGCGGCCAUCUCUUAACGACCAGUUUAACCCCAUAAAAAGAAUGAAGAAGGAGAGUGCAGAGCAAUCUGAGAAGGAUUACACUUUCAAUGGAGGCAUUCCCCCGGCCUACAAGACUCUUCCAACAUGGGAUGCCCCAGCGGGAAACGAGGAGAAAACCUAUUUGCAAAUGUUUAAGCAGCCGCCUACCGUGCCUUCGAUCUCGCCCCAAAACCGCUCGGCAUCGAACCCCCAGGCUCCUCACCAACCCCAGCUGCCCUUCCAAUUCCAGCAAUCGAACCCGGGAAUGCCUCCGGUCUCUGGCCCACCCCAUGGGCCUCACCAUCUUCAUCCUCAGCAACAUCACGGAUCCGGCCCCCCUCACUUCGAUGACCAUCGGAUGCAAAUGUCUGCCUCGACUUCACAGAUCUUCCCGUCACCCAGACUUCAGCAUAGCCAUGUAGGCUAUCCGUCUCCCAUGGCUCCUCAUGCACAGCUUGCAUUCGGGCAGCCUGUACCACAGUUCUAUGUUAAUCAGGGAGGCCCACAACCUGCUCACAUGAGACAUUAUCCGGGCGCACCGCAGUUCGUGAAUCCACAGGCAACAAUGGGUGCCCCUAUGAUGGUUCAGCAGGCUUCUAGUGGUCCGUAUAUGGGCGUUCCUCCUUAUACCCCCCAAAUGCAAAUGUACUCCCCAAACCCCGGCCACGCGUAUCCUCAACAUGCACCUCCCCCUCAACCGCAUAGUGGAUUCCCGAGCCCUAGUCGAGGAGCUCCCAUGAUGAUGCAUCAGAACUCCCAACCGGGCCAGCCGCCACAGCCUGUCAUGUUCAUGUCCCCCGGGCAGCAUGGGCAGCCCGUGUAUGCUGGUCAGCAACCAGGUCACAUGCCCCCCGUCCGAGGCAAUUAUCCUCAGCAGCAGCCGCACUUCUCAUCCAGCCCUCACCAAGUUCACCAGUACCCUCCCCACCAGCACCGGACACCAAGCAGCGGCUUCAAUCAGAUCCCUCAGAUCCCACCUCAGAUGCCUUCUCAACCACCGCCUGCUGCCGCGUCCGGUUCACACCCUCCCGAAGCCGCUGACGAAGCGAAAUGAGUCUUUUCGGACCAUAUGACCAAUCCUGCGAGACAAAAUCCACCUCGCUGACUUCGGAUAUGCGAACACCAUAACCAACGCUUACGUCGAGCGCCCCAGCUUCGCUGGAUCUUGACUAGGUAUUAUUUCACGAUCGAGAACCACAAAUAUUUAACGUGAUUCAAGUUUCGAUAUACUGUCGAAGCUUAUCUGUACUUGAUUUUUUCCUGAUGGUCGUCCGCGCACCAAAAGCGUAUGCCGCUUGAGGUGAGCAGCUACCAACAUCAUUACUUA
Messenger RNA from Aspergillus wentii DTO 134E9, 3863 nucleotides. Its product is annotated as putative PAB1 binding protein (Pbp1). Gene Ontology annotation, molecular function: RNA binding. Gene Ontology annotation, biological process: cytoplasmic stress granule assembly. Gene Ontology annotation, cellular component: cytoplasmic stress granule. The transcript is spliced from 5 exons. The record is from RefSeq and is a predicted model, not a curated record. NCBI's taxonomy places the organism in Eukaryota, Fungi, Ascomycota, Eurotiomycetes, Eurotiales, Aspergillaceae. The coding region runs from base 396 to 3590 and encodes 1064 amino acids.